Molecule: messenger RNA, 993 nt
Organism: Dovyalis caffra
Lineage: Eukaryota; Viridiplantae; Streptophyta; Magnoliopsida; Malpighiales; Salicaceae
Source: the annotation of a GenBank genome assembly
AUGUUGGAGUUAUAUGAGCAAAACAGAGUGCCCCUGUCACAGGGGAGUGAAAUAGAAGGAAGUGCUGGAGGUGGGUCAGGCCAUCGACCACCAGCUAGAACUCCAGCUGUGAGUGAGGACCAUGUUUCAAAGCAAACAUCUUCACGAGCAGCCUCUGAACCUUUGUGUCAAGAUGACAAUGUGGCACCACCAAGAAACUCCUAUAACCAAAAUAAUGACAAUGGGAGUGGAGAGACCGACAGUGUUAUUACUGAUCACAAGGUGGAGGUAGAAACUAGAGACCGUGAGCCUGUCUCCCACAAGGAAAUCAAAAGAGAGGACCCCACUAAAUCCAGGUAUGGGACAGAGCAAGGGGAAGAAGACCAAGAAAGAACUGCAGGGAGAAAUGAGGGUGCAGAAGCUGGAGAGUGGAGGGAUGAUGCUGUAUCUUGUAAGUCCACCAGCAUAGUUGGUAGGAAAUUGGAUCUUCGUGAAGGCCCAGUUGGCCAGUCCCCUAAAGAUGCUAUUAAGAUGAUAGACAAGGACAAGCUGAAGGCAGCACUUGAGAAACGGAAGAAAUCUCGAGGGGAGACCACACGGAAGAAGGAUAUCAUGGAUGAGGACGAUCUUAUUGAGAGGGAACUAGAAGAUGGGGUUGAGCUGGCGGCUGAGGAUGAGAAAAUCAAACGAGAGAGAAGGCAGAGCUGGUCUAAAACUGAAAAUCUAGAUUUUAAUAAGGAUCAUGCAGAAGCUGGGGAGGGAAACCAUGUGAUCAUGAAAGGGCAGUCAUCACGGGGAUUGGAAGCAGAAUACGCAGAAGAAGGGGAAAUGCUGGAUGAUGCUUCCCCCAUGCUGAAUAGCCGAAAAAGAAAAGGGAGCCCGGCUGAAAGACAGUCAGAGGGAAAGAGGCGGCAUGAUUACAACCGUGAUACCAUAGAAGAUGGACACAAGAUGGGCAAGAGUGGUUAUGCAGAUAGGGAGCACAGAAGGCAUCCACAAGAGAAUCAUCUGUGA